CCUAAAAAGCUUUCUUGUCUUUAUUAUUUCCUUUUUCUUGUGUUUGUUUCUUUCCUUUAACAUUGACAGACAACAACUAGCCUGCGUCUGCUCCAUUGCCAGAGAAGAAGAAGAUUCCACCUCUGAUUAUUCAAUUUUCUCCGAGUCCCUCAAUCAUCCUUGAAACUUGCAAAAAGCUGCCGUUUCUUUGUCCUAUUUAUUCUUGAGACUCAAACAUUUCUUCCUCUCUACCUCCUUUUUUGACGAUUCCCAAGUCGAGCCAAUUUUCAAGUCUUUAAUGUUUGAACCUUCUACCACCUCUUUUCUUUCAAGUCUUACCGACCGAUGAUAAUAUUAAUCGUUGUCUCUUUCUAGAAUUUCUACCGUUUUUCAUUGUCUUUCCUUAGUGGAUUGAUAUGUGCUCAGAAACAAGUCCCAGAAUAUCUUUCUCCCAUGAUCAUGGCCAACCACAAGUUGUGCCAAUCGAAAACAGGGUGAAUCGAACGGAUCACUCGUUGCUUUUGGACCCAGAUUCUGAUUUUGAGUUCUGCAUUAGCAGCAGCGGCUUCGAGCAUGAGUCUUGUUCAGCAGACGAGCUUUUCUCCAAUGGCAUGCUCCUUCCACUUCAAGCUAAAGAGAGAUUUCUUGCUCCAAAAGAAAUCCAUAGUUGUGAACCUCGGCCUCUUGCUCUGCCUCCUCUUCCUUGCGAGAAAUCGAGGAAAGAUUUAAGCUUGAAAGAAGAAGUCACGGUUGUAAACUCAGAUUUGGAGCAGAAGCAUGUGUCCAAGUACUCUUUCUGGGGCUCCACGAGAAGCAAUAGUCUCAAUUCCGACAGGAAGAGAAGCUUGUUACGCUCAUUGCCGCUUUUGUCGCGAAGCAAUUCAACAGGUUCAACAACGUUGAAGGAUGUUCAGAAUAAGCACAAUUCACAGAAACGAACAUCUGUUUUUAUGUCAAGAUCAUCAUCAUUAUCUUCAUCAGCAUCUUCUUCUUCUUCAUCUACUUCUGCACUGCAGCAGAAACCUCCAUUGAAGAAGAAUUAUGGAGGAGCUCUCCAUGGUGUUCGGAUUAGUCCUGUAUUGAAUAUUGUACCACCUCUUUACAUUUCUAAAAGAACUGAAAAUCUCUUUGGUUUGGGUUCUUUCUUACGAGACAGGAAAGAUGAAAAGAGCAAGAAAUGAUUUUUACUAGCUUUUUCAUGGACUAAAUUAUUGGAUUUUCGUGUA
Alnus glutinosa is the source of this 1205-nucleotide messenger RNA. RefSeq lists its product as uncharacterized. The record is from RefSeq and is a predicted model, not a curated record. NCBI's taxonomy places the organism in Eukaryota, Viridiplantae, Streptophyta, Magnoliopsida, Fagales, Betulaceae. The coding region runs from base 396 to 1160 and encodes 254 amino acids. The transcript has a single exon.